ACCGAGUUUUGCUAUUAGCUGUAUCUUAAGUUGCAAGCUCUUACAUUAGAAUCCUGAUGUACACAGUGAACAUAGUACACCGUAGAAUACCUAAGUAUAUUUUAUAGAAAGAUGAGCCUUCAAACCUUGGGACUACUGUUAUUUUAAGUGAAAGAGUGCUAAAAUCUCCCAACUGGCUUGAUGAUUAGAUGAAGAUGUUUAAACAUUUGGAAGUACUCGUGAAAGUCUAGAAAGUACUCGUUAUAGUCUAUAGAAAGUAAUCUUUAUAGUCUAGAAAGUACUCGUUCUAGUCUAGAACGUACCCGUUCUAGUCUAGAAAGUACCCGUUCUAGUCUAGAGAAAAACUGAGAAAAAUAAAUAGAGAAAAUGUUUCCAAGGCCAGAAAAAGACACAAAUUCAGUCGAUAGUGUUGCUUCACCUUCAAAUAGUUCUGAAGAUAUUCCGGUGCAUUUUCCUGAAAACUUUUCACUCCAGGGCGAAUCCAUCAACCUUUCACCGAGACGGGAUCAUCUCCCCAACCCUCCAAGUUCGAUAGAUUUCCCCAGUCCAAGUUCGAUAUUUUCCCUCUCUCAAACCAUAAAUACGUUAAAUCUUUUCCCGGAUAAAGUUGAAUCCCCUAGCCCGUCCUCCAGCAUAAGAGAAACUCCCCACCAAGCUCCAAAAAAUGCCGAAGUUUCUCCUCAAGGAAGGAUUGAUGAUAAGGUUUUUCCUCAAGCAAGUAAUGAUGCUACUAUAGUUCCUAGUGAGGAAAUAUAUCCCGGAGAAGAUGAAACAGUACAACUGUCUACUAGUGAGGAGAUGUAUCCCGGAGGAGGUAGAACGGUUCCACUAUCUCCUAGUGAGGAGAUGUAUCCCGGAGGAGAUAGAACGGUUCCACUAUCUCCUAGUGCGGAGAUGUAUCCCGAAGAAGAUAGAACGGUUCCUCUGUCUCCAGCCCCUCAUCAGAUUCUUCUAGCUUCAGCGUUUAUGGAUGAUGCUAGAAAUGGUCAUCAUAUGGAGUUCGAACCUACAGUCUCGGCAGUAAACCUGUACAACUGGUAUAAGAGUUGGUACAUGCAGUGGAUUAUGUACUGUGCCCUGCUGUUGUACCUGGCUCUUGUACUUGUAGAGGAGCCUGCUGUUCCAGGGUUACAUGUACAGUUUUAUAUAUCGAUGGUAGUAGAGGUUCUGUGUUUGGCAUUUUUCUUAUUCAGGCUGGGGCAUGAAUACUGGUUUUCUUCUAAGACACGGUUCUGGCGGGAUGAAAAGCAUAUAGUACUGGUCGUGCUUAUAUUUGCUUCAGUUCUUGACAUCUGCAUCUACUGUGCUUUAGCUGGGUUUAGUAUCACGUCCAUCAGAGUUUCUCGUCCUUUCCGUCCUUUCUUCCUAGUUAAUAUACCAGAAGGUCGUCAGAUGAGACGCGCAUUCAGAAAUAUCAGACGCACGCUUCCAGAGAUAUUUUCCGUGCUUGUCCUUUUUCUUCUUAUUAUCGCAGUUUUUUCGCUCAUGGCUUGCAAGAUUUUUGGACACAGGGGCUGGGCAAAGACUUCUGGAGGACCUUACUUUGAUAACUACCUGGAUUCCUACUGGGAUCUCUACGUCCUAGUAACUACAGCAAAUAAUCCUGAUAUCAUGAUGCCAGCUUACGAUCAGAAUCCAUGGUUAUCCCUGUUCUUUAUUAUCUUUAUCAUCAUCUGCGUUUACAUCUUUAUGUCCAUAUUCCUGGCCGUGGUGUAUAACAAUUACAGAUCCAAUUUGAAGAAUGAGAUACAAGAAGCCUUACGUAGAAAACGAAAAUUAUUAAAAACAGUUUUUGAUCUGAUGAAAAGUAAAGAAAACGGAAAGGAAGUUAUUAGAGAACAAGACUUUGCUAAACUUAUUCAGUUAACUCUGCCCAGGAAGAGCCAACAAUACACUAAGAUGGUUUGGUGUGUCCUGGACGCUGAUAAUAACGGAUAUUUAGACCAAAAGGAGUUUUUAAAUGUAGCUGAUCUUUUGAAUAUCCCUGUCACAGAAGUCCUACCAAAUUUAUUUGAAAGACAUGUUCCCAACAUUUAUCAAUCUUCCUCAUCAACUAUACUCAAAUCAGUGGUCAAACAUAAGUGGUUCAGAUACAUAUUUGAUAGUAUCAUCAUUAUCAACGCCUUCUUCAUCCUCUUCGAUAUGCCCGAUGGAUACGAGUUCGGUUUCCUAACCGUAUUUAUUAUUGAGAUCCUCUUGAAGAUUUACACUUUUGGAUUCUAUAUGUUUAGUCGUAAACUUUGGAACGUGUUUGAUGUAAUCGUGAUCGGAUUAGCAUUCAUAAUUUCAAUCAUUGAAGUUAUUCGGGGAGAUGAAUUUGACAGCAGGCUGAUAUUGGAUAUUAUGCUAGUGCUCAGGGUUCUUAGGAUUGUUAAAAUAUUCCAUAGCCUAGGGCGGUUCAGAACUAUUCUGAACACUAUCAUGCUCAUUCUACCCUCCAUGCUCACAUAUGCCGGGGUGCUCUUUGUAUUUUUCUACUUCUUCGCUGUGAUAGGACUAGAGGCGUUCAAGGGUAGUAUUGAGUUCUAUGGGCCUGAUGACAAUAGCCUUGAGAUAGAUCAAUUGAACUGUGGAAAUAUCAACUUGGAGAACUCUGAGUUUGCCCGACAAAAAUACUGUGGAAACAAUUUCAACAAUAUAUUACGAGCAUUUGUUGUUUUGUUUGAACUGCUGGUGGUUAAUCAAUGGCACGUGAUUGCCAAUGGAUAUGAACUGGCGGUAGGAUCCAGGUUUACAAGAAUAUACUUCAUCUGCUUUCACCUCCUCUCCGUCAUCAUUGUUCUCAAUAUCUUCACCGCCUUUGUUCUCGAGGUGUUCAUACAUGAAUACUCCUUUACCAAGGGUAGGCUGGAAUCAUCCCUUGAAGUAAAGAUCAAUGAGAUGGGACUAGGUUUGGGAAGUCGUCCUAUUCAAAAUACUCGACAUAAACCAGACGAUCAGUCAAGACAGUCUAUAAUCGAAGAUGAUCAACUAGCGAAUGACGAGAUCGAUGCUGAUCAUGAUAAUCUACAGUUUGUGUGUAAUCAGCUGGCAGGUUUGUCCACUAGAUAUACAGAUUACUCUGCUGACACUGCGGUUAGGUUUCAUCUCAACAAAGGAGCCCGUAACGUUCACACUAUGCUGGAGAAACUCUUUAUAAAGGAACUGGAUGAAAAUGAUCUGAACGAUGAGAGAGGGAAUGUUUUUCUAUCCUCCUAACUAACCAAUACAAACUUUUCUAGAUAUAAUUCGAGCUGAAAGGGUUUGUGCACGUAAUUUGAUGUGACCGUCUAUUUAUAGAUUGGCAUAUUGUCUCAGCAAAAAUUAUGUUUUUCUAUUUUUCUAUAAAAAUUACUUCCGGCAUAAUGCCGCAGAAAUAAGUAGGGAAUUAAUUAAUUAAUUAAUUAUAAUAAUUCAAUCAAUAAUAAUAAUUCUGUUACAGUGAUAAAAAUAGAUAAUGAUAAUGAGAUAAUUACGAAAAAACAUUUUAUUUCCCUUUCCCAUCUUUCAGACUCCGUGUUUUACAGAAUAUUUUUUAAAAACCCUGUACAAAAUUUGUCUCUUUAAUACCAAAUAUGUGAUAAUCAAAGUAUAACCUUGAGAUAACCUUGAAAAUUUCUCAAAAUUAUUCAUUUAAUUCAUGUUGCAUAAAAAAUUAUUCUUGAUUUAAAACUUGAAAAUAUAUUUACCACAAUACGUAGAGAAGUCAGUACUUUUGUUGUUGUUA
This is a messenger RNA of Eurytemora carolleeae, 3706 nucleotides long. Its product is annotated as two pore calcium channel protein 1. The record is from RefSeq and is a predicted model, not a curated record. Bases 367 to 3198 code for a protein of 943 amino acids. Gene Ontology annotation, molecular function: calcium ion binding; monoatomic ion channel activity. Gene Ontology annotation, cellular component: membrane. Gene Ontology annotation, biological process: monoatomic ion transport; transmembrane transport. The transcript has 16 exons. NCBI's taxonomy places the organism in Eukaryota, Metazoa, Arthropoda, Copepoda, Calanoida, Temoridae.